AUGUCCCCCAACUCCGCGAAGCGCGUGCAUCCGCUGCUGCUCGCGGCGGCGAAGAAGAAGGCGAAGCCGCCGCCGCCGCCGCCGCCGCCGCCGCCGGAAGAAGAAGCGCCGAAGGAAGAAACGCCGGAGGAACCGACCGCGGAGACGGCGGCGGCGGCGGCGACGGAGCCGACAAAGGCGGUCGCGGUCGCGCCGGCGGUCUCCGUCGCGAAGUCCACGAACCCGUUCUUCAUGAAACCGGACGAGCGGAAGCGCGCGGCGGCGGAGACCGCCGCCGCCGCCGCCGCCGCCGCGUCCCUCGCCGCGUCCGAAGCCCUGAAGCACGAGAUCGAAACCGUCAAAGCCGCGGACGCGGCGCUCAGCGCGGGGAGGAAAACGCACCACUUCUUCGCGAUGGCGAAGGAGAAGGCGAUCGCGGUGCGAGACGCCGGCGGCGCGCUCGCGGCGGCGGCGAUGGGGAUACCGCUCGGGUACCUGGAGCCGAAGCCGGCGCCGAUCGAACGCGCGCUGCCGCCCGUGCACGUCGGGCGCGAUCGCGACGCGACGGCGGACGAAACGGCACAUAUCGAUGCGUUACAUGAGAUGCUCGCGCCGCCGAGGGUGGUGCGGACGGGGCGCGGGAGAGGCGACUCCGAGUUCGGCCCCGCGCCUCUGCUGGCGCCGACGGUCGCGGACGCCGCGGCGGACGCGCGCGACGACGACGACGACGACGUGCGCGACGACGACGACGACGACGACGAGAAAGCGACCGCGGAGGAGGAAGAGGACGCGCGGCUGACGGACGUCGCGCGGUUCGUCCUCGCGUCGCAGGGACGGUGGAACGUCUCGUCGAUCGUGUCCGGCGCGCUCGCGUCCGAGCGCGGGAAGCUGAGGAACAGGUUGGGAGAGAUCAAACGCAGAGGCGCGGCGUCGGCGGCGGCGGCGUCGGCGGCGGCGGCGGCCGUCCCGAACGCCGCGGAACCCAUCGCGCCCGCGGCCGCCGACGCCGCCGCGGGCUCGGCGUCAACGCACGGGCUCCUGUGGGCGGAGGCGUACCGUCCGACGCGCGCCGCGGACGUCGUCGGCGACCCCGCCGCGGCGAAAGCCGUGCACGCGUGGCUUCGGGGGUGGCGGUCGCACAUCUCGACCGAGUCCAUCGGCGGCGUCGCGCCCGCGACUUCGACCGCGCGCGAUCGCGCGAAGCGCGCGAAGAAGUCGACGUCGAAGGCGACCGCGACCGCGGCGGCGGCGAAGCGGCGGCGGCGGGACGCGUCUGACGUGUCGACCGAUGAUUCGUCCUCAGACGCGUCGGACGCGUCCGACGACGACGCGACCGUCGCGGCGCGGCGGUACCGACCCGCGCUCGACUCGCGCGGCGUCCCGUCCACGGGCGUGCUCCUCACCGGGCCGGUCGGUUCGGGGAAGACCUCGGCGGUGUACGCCGCCGCGGCCGAGCUCGGGUUCACGGUCUUGGAGGUGAACGCGAGCCAAAGGCGGAACGGCGCGGAGAUUCUCUCGCGGUUCGAAGAGGCGACGCAGAGCCGGCGGCUCGUCGGGGCGGAGAACGCGACCGGCGCCGGGAUUGAAGGCGGCGGCGGCGGUGGGGGUGGGGUUGGGGGUGGGGGAAUAGCCGGGCUGUUUGGAAAGCAGGCUGCGAAGGUGUCGGAGAAAAAAGAAGACAAGGUGUCGGACGCGGGGAAAAAAGGUGGAAAAAAACGCACGGCGGCGGCGGCGGCGGCGGUCAACGAGGACUCGGAGCCGAAAGCGAGCGUCCCGCCCGCCGCCUCGGCGACGAAGAACACGCUCAUCCUCUUCGAGGAGGUGGACGUCUUACGCGGCGAGGACCGCGGCUUCAUCGCCGCGAUCGCGACGCUGCUUCACGCGGCGAAGCGUCCCGUCGUCCUCACGUCCAACGCGCCGUCGAUUCCGAGCUUGACGGACGCGCCUCACGCGUCCGCGGGCGGAGCCGCGGCCGGCCCGCUGCCCCUCGCGCGCGUGCGGUUCCGACCUAGCUCGGCCGCGAGCGCGGCGGCGUACGCGUCGCUCGUCUCGGCCGCGGAGGGGCGGUUCGUGGAGCCGCGCGCGGUGGCGGCGGCGGCGCGGGGCGGCGGCGAUUCGGCGGCGUCGACGCACGGCGCGAAGGCGUCGUUCGCCUCGGGGGACGUUCGACGCGCGCUGCACGCGGCGCAGUUCAUCUCGGGCGAGCGACGGACGGUUGGUGGUCGUGGGUGUAAAAACGCUCAAAAUGAGGGCGUUUUCGGCGUGACCGAGGCUGCGGCGCGGUACGCCUCGGACGCCGCCGCCGCCGCAGUCGCGGCGUCGCUCCCUUCGAAAGCGACGCGCCUGCUUCAGGCGCACGCCGACCGCGUCGCCGCGGAAGACGCGGCGCGGGACGUCGCCGCGGAGGCGGGCGCGAUCGCGAGGGCGGCGGCGCGCGCGGCGGCGGCGGCGGCGGCGAAGGCGGCGCGCGCGGCGGCGAACGCCGCGCGCAUCGAAGCCGCCGCCGCCGCCGGGUCCAAGCGCGGGUCUUUAGGUCUCGCGCCGUCCGUCCCCGCCGCUUCCGACGACGCCGCGGCCGCCGCCGUGGACGCGCCCACGUCUAGCGAGGACGACGACGCCAAGGUCGCGGGCGAGCCGGAGGAUUCGGAGGACACGCCGGCGGCGCCCGAGCCGACGCCGCCGCCGACGCCGAUGGAGCUCGACGCCGCCGCUGCCGCCGCCGCCGCCGCCGCCGCCGCCGCCGCGGAACUCGAACCGCCGUCGACGCGAGCGGACGACUUCGCGUCCCCUCCCGAGGGCUGGACGCGAUCGCUCUCCGAGCUCGACGCGCUCUCCUCGCUCGCGUCGAACCUCAGCGCCGCGGACGCGCUCGGCCGGCGGCCGUCGGCGGCGACGGCGACGGGCCCAGGCCGUCGCCGCGUCGCCGCGUGGGCGCGCGGUGACGACGACGACGACGACGACGACGACGACGACGCCCUCGCGGAGGAGACGGGCGGGCCCGACCUCGUCGGCGAGCCGCGGAGCACGCUCGGCGGCGGGAUCGAGCUCGCGAGGGACGCCGCGGGGGCGGUGUCGGCAUUGGCGCCGAGGGUCGCGUUCGCGUCGGCGCCGCCGCCGGCGAUCUCCGAGGACGAGACGCCGCCGUCCGCGUCCGCGUCCGCGGCCGCGUCCGCGGCCGCGGCCGCGACGGCGCCGUCGUUCGUCGCGUCGUCCACGCGUCUCCGCGAGCUCGUGGAGUCCACCGGGGUGGUCGUCGCCAGAGGGUACCGCGGCGGCGGGGAAGCCGUCGAGCGCGUGACGUUUCUGUCGCGGAUGGCGAAAUGUCAAGCCGCGAAGGGCGCGGCGGCGACGGGGCGGCGGCGGCGGAGGGCGACGUACUUGACGUGCGUCGGCGCGGACGCGACGAGGGACCUCGCGUCGUUGGCGGCGUUUGGGAGUUUGAGAGUCGGCGUCGCGGACGAAGAGGCCGGGAGCGGCGAGUGA
Molecule: messenger RNA, 3462 nt
Organism: Micromonas pusilla CCMP1545
Lineage: Eukaryota; Viridiplantae; Chlorophyta; Mamiellophyceae; Mamiellales; Mamiellaceae
Exons: 1
Coding region: 1-3462 (1153 amino acids)
Cellular component (GO): nucleus
Molecular function (GO): DNA clamp unloader activity; ATP hydrolysis activity; ATP binding
Source: RefSeq, a predicted model, not a curated record